Porites lobata is the source of this 988-nucleotide messenger RNA. NCBI's taxonomy places the organism in Eukaryota, Metazoa, Cnidaria, Anthozoa, Scleractinia, Poritidae. The record is from the annotation of a GenBank genome assembly.
AUCAGGUCCAAAGGAAACAAAGCAUAUUUGCUUGAUGUUGGAUCCAGAAAGAUUCCCGUAUAUUGUCACAUGACCAAACAUCUGCUUGAUGCAUGCGGAGGAGGUGGAUGGACGCUGGUCAUGAAGAUCGAUGGCUCAAAGGUAUCAAACGUUAAAUAUUCUCACAAGUAAUUUGAACUGGCACCUUCUAAUUCCCACUAUAAACGAUAACUUACAGUGCAAGUCAAGAGUCUAAGCCGAGGGGGGAGGGGGAAGGGAAUCUAGUACGUGUAGGUUUAAAAAGAGUUAGCUCAAUGAUGUAUCAAUUCACUAUAAGUCAUGAGUACUAGACAAGGUACUAAGAGAAUAAUAUCCGAGGACAAAAUUAGUAAACAACAAGAUGUGACUGUACCCUAUUUGUCGAAAAGAUAAAACUGCAAAGCGAUAGUAAUUUAUAUAAAUGGUGUUUUUCUUUUUCAAAUGCACCCAGAAAACCUUUCACUACAAUUCCAAUCUCUGGAGCAACACAGUCGACUUCAAUCUUCCAGGAGGGAAGACUGGGUUGGACACUCGCGAGACCAAGUUACCGACUUAUUGGAACACACCGUUUAACAAGAUCUGUCUUGGAAUGAGGGUUGGUCACAAGUUCUCCUCUGUUGUCAUCAACCAUCAAGCCAGAUCCCUGUAUUCACUGAUCGCAGAUGGCAAAUACCGAGCUACUUCACUGGGCCGUAACACGUGGAAGAAGCUCAUUGGGUCUCGGGCCUCUUUACAACCCAAUUGCAACAAGGAAGGAUUCAACGUACUGAGUUCUAGCCGACACAGCAAAGCGAGAAUUGGUAUCUAUAGCAACAGAGAAAAUGACUGUAACAGCUGUGACUCCAGGAUCGGGUUUGGCACUGGAGGGUAUCCUAAUGACUCCAAUACAUGUGGUAACGAAGCUGAUAAAGACGAAACAGAUAAUGGCGACCAGAGCAUGAAAGCUAUGGGAUACAUCUUGGUUCAAUAA